AUGCAGGCUACACCGUGUGACCAGGACUCCAAAGGCUACGGAAGUUCUAGGAGGGCAGCUGUUCCAACUGGCUGUGGCAUUCUGAAGCUUCCCGGAGGCUUCCCAGAGCACAAGCUAACAGGGUUGGAGCUGGCUCAUUGCUCAGGACUCUGGGCCUUCCCAGACUGGGCCCCAACGGAGGACCUAAGGGACCCUGAGAGACAGCAAAAGAGAGUCCGAACUAUGUUUAACUUGGAGCAGCUGGAAGAGUUGGAGAAAGUGUUUGCAAAACAGCACAAUCUGGUGGGGAAGAAGAGAGCCCAGCUGGCAGCUCGGCUCAAACUUACAGAGAACCAGGUGAGAGUCUGGUUCCAGAACCGCAGGGUCAAGUAUCAGAAGCAGCAAAAGCUGAGGGCAGCGGUUACAUCUGCCGAGGCUGCCUCCCUGGAUGAGCCUUCCAGCAGCUCCAACGCCAGUAUCCAGAGUGAUGAUGCCGAGUCAGGAGUAGACGGCUGA
Messenger RNA from Mandrillus leucophaeus (drill), 495 nucleotides. RefSeq names its product notochord homeobox (gene NOTO). The transcript has 3 exons. Gene Ontology annotation, molecular function: DNA binding. Lineage: Eukaryota; Metazoa; Chordata; Mammalia; Primates; Cercopithecidae. Bases 1 to 495 code for a protein of 164 amino acids. The record is from RefSeq and is a predicted model, not a curated record. Gene Ontology annotation, biological process: neuron differentiation; central nervous system development.